AAAGGAUGUGGAUAACUUUAAUUUAUACUUUGUCGUGCCACCGGACAGUUUUGGAACAUUUCCACUGCAAAAAUACAAGUCAGCUAAAGGCGAAGAUUCUAAGAAAAUUCCGAAAUGGAUUAACAAUAUAACCCAAUAUGCGCUAGAGAUCAACUUGGGAAUUAGUAAUAAAAGUGCAAAAAAACGAUCUAGUGAUGCGAUAUCGGGAGAUGAUGACAAUGAGGAAGCAUCGAGGAAGAAAAUAGAUAAUAAAGGCAUAAAAAAACGAAAAAUGGAAAAGAGUGAAGACGACGAAAUUGGGGAAACGUCAGGGAGCAACGUGACUUCAAGGAAGCGUAAUUUGAGAUCAAGUAAAGUGACAGACAAUGAAAGGGAUGAUACGUCAAAGAGUGAAGUCGUGAAAAAACGGAAAACGAAAAAGAUUGAUGCGAUUGUAAAGGAUGAAAGUAGUGAGACGUCAAAGAAAGGAAAGAAUAAGAAGGACGUGAAAAAACGAAAAAAGAACCUCAAGACCAAAAACACUGAGCUUAAAGCCGAAGUAGCGAAAUUAAGACAUGAUAUUGAGGAAAUCAAAAAGAAAGAUCAAACCAUUACUAAUACACAGGAUGCAUUUUCUACAGAAGAGAUUUCGUCUACUUCAUCUGAUAAUGUAUCAAAUUCUAAUGAACUUAAUAAUAUUUCAAAUUCUGAUGCUUUGCCUCAUCAAAAUCCAGACUUAUCUUCGGACAACAAUAUAUCUAAUUUAUCUUGUGGCUCAAAAACUGCCUCCUUAGAGAGGGAUGAGCAAAUUCAUGUAAUUUUAGCAGAGUCAGAUUUUCUAGAAACUGAAAUAUCUAAAUUGGAACAAGACAAUAGCGCAAUAAAUGACAACCCAAGUCGUAAUCAGGCACAAAGUAUCAUUUCUUCUGAAAUAAAUAUUAUGACCGAGCAUCAACCGUGCGACCCGGGGUCUCACCCUCAUGUGACUGAAACUAAAAACGAUUCAAUUCAGAAGGAUAGCCGAAUUGAGAUGCAAAAAUUUAUACAAGAAUUAUAUUUGGAACCCGUAUCAGAGGAAUCAAUUGAA
Messenger RNA from Racocetra persica, 1066 nucleotides. NCBI's taxonomy places the organism in Eukaryota, Fungi, Glomeromycota, Glomeromycetes, Diversisporales, Gigasporaceae. The record is from the annotation of a GenBank genome assembly.